Molecule: messenger RNA, 5411 nt
Organism: Zonotrichia albicollis (white-throated sparrow)
Lineage: Eukaryota; Metazoa; Chordata; Aves; Passeriformes; Passerellidae
Gene: PTPRO
Product: protein tyrosine phosphatase receptor type O
Biological process (GO): axon guidance; negative regulation of canonical Wnt signaling pathway; podocyte differentiation
Cellular component (GO): plasma membrane; GABA-ergic synapse; glutamatergic synapse
Molecular function (GO): cadherin binding; Wnt-protein binding; protein tyrosine phosphatase activity
Source: RefSeq, a predicted model, not a curated record
UCAUCUCCAUCACCUCCCAUCCCUCGCCUUCCGCCGGGGGCUGCAGGAGCCGGCGCUCCCGGAGCCGGCGAGCGGCGCGAUCGCCCAAACUCCUGGGAGGAGAGACGCCACCCGCCGUCGCCUCCUCUUCCUUCUCCUCCUCCUCCUCCCGUCCCCUCCCCGCCGCAAACCCCAAAUAAAAGGGGCGGGGGGCGGCAGGAUGCGCCGCUCGGAGGGGAGGUCGGCGCCGCCGCCGGCCGCCUGAUGCUGCCGCAAUUCGCCAUUGCCGGGCACGGCUCGGAGCCGAGCGCGGGCGGGCCGGGGGCAGAGCCGGCGCUCCCGGGGGCGCCGCAGCUGCAGCCCCCGCUGCCCGGCCGCCCCCGCAGCUCCCCCAUGCCCGAGCGCCGCCGGAGGGGGGCCCCGGGGGCCCGCUCCUGUCUGCUCUGGCUCUUUGUGCUGCUCAAGAGUGCAGAGCCUUUCCAAGUCGCUGUCAGAGAGGACAAUUGUAUCAUUGUGUCCCUGGAGGCAUCGGACGUGGUGAGCUCAUCCUCUGUCUACGUUGUGAAGAUAGCUGGAGAAUCCAAGAACUACUUUUUCCAGUUCGACGAGUUCAAUAGCACUUUACCUGCCCCUGUGGUUUUUAAUGCCAAAUACCAUGGCCUGUAUUACAUAGUGACUCUCUUGGUGGUCAACUCAAAUAUGGUUUCCAAGUCAGCGAGAUCAAUCACUGUGCUAACCAAACCACUUCCUGUGAGCAAUGUUUCUAUCUAUGACUACAAGCCAUCUCCAGAAACAGGAGUGUUGUUUGAAAUUCAGUACCCAGAGAAGUACAAUGUUUUUACCAGGGUCAAUAUAAGCUACUGGGAAGGAAAAGACUACAGAACAAUGCUCUACAAAGAUUUCUUCAAAGGUAAAACAGUUUUCAAUCACUGGCUGCCAGGCAUAUGCUACAGCAACAUCACAUUUCAGUUGGUAUCAGAAGCCACCUUCAACAAGAGCACGCUGGUGGAGUACAGUGGGGUCCAGCACGAGCCCAAGCAGCACAGAACAGUUCCUUACCCACCCCGAAACAUUUCUGUCCAGAUCAUCCCAAUCAACAGGAACAACUGGGAAGAGCACAGCGGGAAUUUCGCCGAGGAAUCCUUCAUCGGCCCGCAGGAAAUCAUGAGGAAAGAGAAAUCCAGCCAUCCCUCUGAGAGCCCAACUGCACCCCCAGCAGCCAACUCCUCUGCAGGCUGGCUGGAUGAGCCGUCCAACAGCACCGAGGAUGGAGCCAGCUCGCAGCCGUCCUGGUGGUCCAGCGAGGCCGAGUCCUCCGAGGGCGAGGAGGAGUUUGUCCGGGCAGCUUCCAGGGAUUUUGAAGCCCCUGAUGCCAGCACGGGGUCUGGCAGGCCCACAGCAGAGCCCCCUCCCUUCCUGCCUGUGCAGAUGGUGCUGACCUGGCUGCCCCCAAAGCCCCCUACUGCCUUUGAUGGAUUCCACAUCAAUAUUGAGAGGGAAGAGAACUCCACAGAACUUUUGACAGUGAGCGAGGACACUCACAAAUUUGUUGCUGAACUGAAGGAACCAGGAAAAUACAAGUUGUCUGUAACAACAUUCAGCUCCUCUGGCUCUUGUGAAGUUCGGGGAAGUCAAUCAGCAAAAACACUCAGCUUUUACAUCAGCCCCACAGGGGAGUGGAUAGAGGAGCUCACUGAGAAACCCCAGCAUGUGACAGUGACAGUGCUGAGCUCCACUACUGCCCUGACCUCCUGGACAGCAUCACACGAGAGCAGUGGCAACAGCACCAUCGUGUCUGUGCUCUCCCUCACCUGCCAGAAGCAAAAGGAGAGCCAAAGGCUGGAAAAACACUACUGCACUGAGGUGAAUUCAAGCAGCAGCCUCAUUGAAAAUCUUGUUCCUGGUGCCCAGUACCAAGUUGUGGUUUACCUGCGGAAAGGACCUUUGGUUGGACCACCCUCUGAUCCUGUCACAUUUUCCAUUGUGCCCACAGGAAUAAAGGAUCUGACACUUUACCCUUUGGGACCAACAGCUGUGGUUCUGAGCUGGAACAGACCUUUCCUGGGUGUGUUCAGGAAAUACGUGGUAGAAAUGUUUUACUUCAACCCCUCGACCAUGACCUCAGAGUGGACAACCUACUAUGAAAUAGCAGCAACUGUCUCCUUGACUGCCUCAGUGAGAAUAGCCAACCUGCUGCCAGCUUGGUACUAUAAUUUCCGUGUCACCAUGGUCACCUGGGGGGACCCAGAGCUGAGCUGCUGUGACAGCUCCACCAUCAGCUUCAUCACAGCGCCUGUGGCACCCAAAAUUACCUCUGUGGAGUAUUACAACCACCUCCUGUAUGUCACCUGGACCUAUGGAGGAGAUGGCCCUGACCUUUCUCAUUCCAGGAUGCUGCACUGGAUGGUCGUUGCAGAAGGAAAGAAAAAAAUCAAGAAGAGUGUAACGCGCAGCGUGAUGACUGCAGUGCUGAGCUUGCCUCCAGGGGACAUCUACAACCUCUCAGUGACUGCUUGCACUGAAAGAGGCAGCAACACUUCCAUGCCCCAACUUGUGAAAUUGGAACCAGCCCCUCCAAAAUCACUGUUUGCUGUCAACAAGACUCAGACCUCUGUGACUCUGCUGUGGGUGGAAGAAGGAGUAGCUGAUUUCUUUGAAGUUUACUGCCAGCAGGCUGGAUCUGGCCAGGAAACAAAAGCCCAGGAACCUGUCACUGUCUCCUCACACGUUGUGACCAUUUCCAGCCUGACCCCUGCCACCUCCUACAACUGCAGCGUGACCACCUUCAGCCACAACAGCCCCAGCAUCCCCACCUUCAUUGCAGUUUCCACCAUGGUUACUGAGAUGAACCCCAAUGUCGUGGUAAUCUCUGUGCUGGCCAUCCUCAGCAUCCUCCUGAUUGGGCUGCUGCUGGUCACUCUUGUUGUCCUCAGGAGAAAACACCUACAAAUGGCAAGGGAGUGUGGGGCUGGGACCUUUGUGAAUUUUGCAUCUUUGGAGAGAGAUGGAAAGCUCCCCUAUAACUGGCGUAGAAGUGUAUUUGCUUUCCUAACUCUGCUACCCUCAUGCCUUUGGACUGAUUAUCUUUUGGCAUUUUAUGUUAAUCCUUGGAGUAAAAAUGGGUUAAAGAAGAGAAAGCUGACCAACCCAGUCCAGCUGGACGAUUUUGAUGGAUACAUCAAGGAUAUGGCCAAAGACUCAGAUUAUAAAUUUUCUCUGCAAUUCGAGGAGCUAAAGCUGAUUGGGCUGGACAUCCCCCACUUUGCUGCUGAUCUCCCCAUGAAUCGCUGCAAGAAUCGCUACACAAAUAUCCUGCCCUAUGAUUUCAGUCGUGUCCGCUUAGUCUCAAUGAAUGAAGAGGAGGGCUCUGACUACAUCAAUGCCAACUACAUCCCUGGUUAUAAUUCACCCCAGGAAUACAUUGCAACCCAAGGACCACUGCCAGAAACUAGGAAUGAUUUUUGGAAGAUGGUUCUCCAGCAAAAAUCACAAAUUAUCGUUAUGCUUACUCAGUGCAAUGAGAAAAGACGGGUGAAGUGUGACCACUACUGGCCUUUCACAGAAGAUCCUGUUGCUUAUGGGGAUAUCACAGUGGAGAUGCUGAGCGAGGAGGAGCACACGGACUGGGUGUACCGCAGCUUCCGAAUCAGCUACGCUGAUGAGGUGCAGGACGUGAUGCAUUUUAACUUCACUGCCUGGCCAGACCACGGCGUGCCCACCACCAACGCUGCUGAGAGCAUCCUGCAGUUUGUGCAGAUGGUCAGGCAGAAAUCAGCCAAGACUAAAGGCCCCAUGGUCAUACACUGCAGCGCUGGCGUGGGGCGGACGGGAACGUUCAUUGCCCUGGACCGGCUCCUGCAGCACAUCCGUGACCACGAGUUUGUGGAUAUUUUGGGGCUGGUGUCGGACAUGAGGUCCUACAGAAUGUCCAUGGUGCAGACAGAGGAGCAGUACAUUUUUAUCCACCAGUGUGUGCAGCUGAUGUGGCAAAAGAAGAAGCAGCAGUUCUGCAUCAGUGAUGUCAUAUAUGAGAACGUCAGCAAGUCCUAGUUCAGAGUCACAGGUGGUGAGACCAUGAAGCACACCCAUCUUCCCUUGCUUCUGAUUUAUUUUCUGUUGAUGGUUUGAAGGGGCAGGUGCUGUGCCACGAGAGACCACUGCUCUGCAGUGCAUGGACAAUGAGGGAAAGAAACUUUUACCUUUCUGAAGCACUGGGGAGACAAAGCCUUAACGAGCCUGCGGUGUCUUUUGAACUGUUUAAUUUCUGGACAUUUUUUUUAAAUACUGGACCAAAUUCAGCUAAAACAACAUGAAGGAAAAGACACUAUAUGUGCAUAAGACAGAUUGCUCCAGAGUGUUGGGGUUUUGGUUAAUUUCUUUCAUGAUUUUGUUUUUUCCUGUGCAGGUUGGGCUUAAGGUUAAAGUAAGUGCAAUAUUUUUUUAAUGGUUGACUGGAGAGCUUUCUUCAUGUGUCACUGGUCUGUCCCUAGGAGAGCAGGCAUUGUUAGUAUCUAAUAAUACCUCAUUAGUGAAUAGCGAGGCAUGAACAUACAUGAAGAAACCUGGAGAUUGUGAAAGGGGGCUGGGAGGGCGGGGGGGUUGCUGGGUCCAUGGAUUUGAUGGAUUUGACUGUUCCCUUACAGCACUGAUGGAUGUGGGGCCAUGGGGGAGCACUGACAGCAGAAAUCCGAGCUGUGGAGCUGAAACAGGCAGCUGAGAGAAGGGAUGGGGCUGGUUCUUGACUGGGCUGCCACUCACUAAGCAGAGGGAUUGCUCUUUUUGCCAACCUUUUUGCAGUAAUGCCACUGAUCAGGCUUCUUUUUUAGAUGGAUCUAAUCACAGGGCAGCUGAGUUUCCAGCUGGGAUAUCUUAGCAUAUAUAGCAUUUAACUGUGUGAGCAGUCUAUGGUGCCUAUACCCCUCACUCAUGCAUUAUUUUUAGUAAUUAUUAACCCUGUGUAAAAACAUAAAACUGGUUCAGGUUGGAGGGGUGGAAAGAAAAAAAAAAAAAAAAACAAACACAAAAAGUGCUUUAAUGGACAUAACUAUUUUUCCUGAACCAGGAAUUUCCAAUGUUACAAAUACAACGUUUUGGCAUGUGAAGGGCUGGUUUUCAAUUUGUUGCUACAAGGCUGCCAAAGUGUCAGUAUGGAUUCCUGCAGGGCCUUUGGGGCAGGGUGGGGGGCUCUUUUCUUUUUUGCUGUCCAUUUCAGUUCUAGUCAAAAUAAUUAGCUUAUAUAUAUUUUUUUUUUCUGGUCUUUGUAUAAUGCCGGUACAUCAUUGUGUAUUGUGACAUGGAUGCUGUCAGAAUGGAUGUUUGAUGGCAUUUUUUGUAACCUGUUGCUUUGUGUCCCCUCAUUGGAAGUUAGCAGCAAUGGUACUCAAUGUAAACAAAGCAGACUUGAACUGGAAGUAAACACACUGGAUUGCUUA